AAAAGCAAUAGCUCUCUCUCUCUCGUUCUAACGUUGACGUUGACACGCUCGGGAAAAAAACGCAACCAAACGCGAAAGAAAGAGAAGCACGAGCUUGAGUCUGUGGAAAAUCAAAUGAGAGAAGAAUCCAAGCUGACAUACCCAGGUACACGGUGCGCAAAGAACAUAGUGAAAAACGGGCCAAGGAAAAAGCAAAUAAACGCUGCAGAAAAGUGUAGCCGAUUGAAGAUAUCUGUCCAAGACCGACACACGAUACGGAGGGCAAGAAGGUAGUGCAACUGUUCCGUUCCCCAGAGAAACCGGAGCAAAGAGUAUUCCUGCAUAUACGCACAUACCCACACUCACUUACACACGCACCCUUCCCGUGCGCUACCCCGUCCGUGCGCGCUCGGUUGUGACACGCGUUUGUUUGCGUUUGGUUGUAAGGAAGGCCACUAGAAAGGCUACGGGUGAGCGAAAAGCAAAUUUCCGGCUCCGUAUACUCCACCAAACCCCAUCACGAUGGCCGAUCAGACAGAGCUGCGGAUGAAUUUGGUGGCGAUCAAGCGGGUCGACCCGUACGCAAAGGACAUCGUCAACUCAUCCGCACACGUCGCACUGUACGUGUUUAACAAUGCUGAGAACGAAUGGGAAAAGACAGACAUCGAGGGUGCCCUGUUCAUUUACAGCCGCUUUGCCGAACCGUACCACAGCAUCUUCAUCAACAAUCGGCUCAACACGAACUCGCUGGUUGAACCGAUCCGGGGUCAGAUUGAGCUGCAGUCGAAGCCACCGUUUCUGCUGUACCGGAACGAGCGGUCCCGGAUCCGCGGCUUCUGGUUUUACAACAAUUCCGAAUGCGACCGCAUCGGUGAAGUUAUUCAGAAACUUGUGACGGAUUGCGGAGAUGGUGGUGGUGGUGGCGGUGGGGGUAGUAAUGAGCAUCGGCCACCACCAAUGAAUGGCGGAGUGGAACCUGCACCUUCCGGUAUCUAUUCGGUUGGGGGUGUAAUGAACGGUUCCGGUGGGGAAGGUGAAAGCAACAAUGUGGACAUAUUCACGAUGCUUACGAAAGCGCAGGAAGAUUUCCAAAACAAUGCGCCCAAACCGAUGGAGCAUCCGGUUUUGAACCAUCACGCGGUGUUGAUGGGCAAUCAUCCCGGUCCUGGCAUCGCGAUAACACAGCAGCAGCAGCAGCAGCAGCAUCAUCAUCAGCACCAACAACAGCAGCAGCAGCAGCUUCAGCAGCCAAUUACUAACCAGAACGCACCGCGUAGUGUUGUUAACUUUUUUGCCGCGGCUAAACAACCGGCCGCCUCGGAGGUGCCACUGUUCAAGACGCUUGCCCCAGUUCAUACGCUCGAGCAGAUCGAGAAGCAGCAUCGUGCCACCACGCCCCAGAAGGACUCGACCACCGGUAAGGUGACGCCGGACGUGACCACCGAUCUCGAGCACAGUUUCAAGCGUAUGGGCAUUCCGAUCGUAACCGGUGGUGGUAACAAUGGACCACAGACACCGUCCGCCGGGAUGCCGGAACUCGGUACUUCACCGCUGGCAACGUUUAUCAAUGCUGCCAGCCUGUCCGCGGCGAUGCGCGCUAACCAUCAUCAACCGGUCGUACCGAAGACGAAACUGAUCGAAAUCAGUGAACUGGAAUCGAGGCAAAGUGCGCAACAGCAGCAGCAGCAGCAACAGCAACAACAAACGCCACUCCACGAGCUGUUGAAAAAAUCGGAUCCCAUCGGUGGUAAUGGGACGGGUGUAGCAACGGUCGUGAAACCAGCGCUAAUGCCACCAACCAUGUUUAAACCAACCGCGUCACCGGCCGCGGCCCAGGAAGCGUUAAGCAGUCUUUUGCUUGGUGCUACCACCCCCAGUACGAACUCGCCAGCGGGCGGCAACAAGCAGCAGGGCAACGGUACGCCGGGAGGACAAACGAAACCGGGUACAACACCGGGCAGUACGCCGCUUUCCUCCACCGGUAAUAAGCAGCAAAGGUCGACGGGUAGUAAGCAACGGGAUGGCGGUACGGCCAGUGGAGUCACUCCACCGAAAGCUGCCGGGUCCGCCAACAACGUAACAUCAUCGUCCAAGAUGAUGUUCGACAUUCUGUCGGAGGCUAAGACGAACAGUAACCUGAUCAACAACAACAACAAUAACGCGACGGCUACGGUAGGCGUAGAGCCGCUCACCCAAAACCAGCUGAUCCAAGCGGUCAGCUAUCUGAUCAAGCACGAUCCCGAUUUUGUGCGGAAGCUGCACGAAGCGUACGUGAAAUCUUUCACCGAAAUGAUAUCGAACUAGAGUGUGUCGCUGCGUGUGCGUGUGUGUGUAGGAGAUAGACGAAAGCUUUCAUAGAAAUUUUUGGAGAUUCAUCCCUUGAUCCCGUGUUCUCGAUGUGUCUUUCCGCUUCAUUACCGAAGGGAAACUCGAACACUCGAAACAAUGCAUUCUUCAACUUCCUAGUUGCUAAAUUGUUGUAAGGAUCACAGCUAAACUGGAACGAAAUACAGAAAGGUAUCGGAACUAGUAAGAAUUUGAGUAACAAAAAAAAAGGAAACAAAGAGAAUCGAAGCGAACGAGAAAGAGAGAAAGGAAGAUCUUUUUAAUUACUUUAGUUAUUUUGCUCAUAAUUCGCUUUAAUAAUUCAAAUCGUUUUUUUAUCAUUACUUGGACUCAUAUUUUUUUUCAUCAUAUUAUACGGAAAACCAAAUUAUAUUAAGGAUUCUGUUGCAACAGUGAGAAAUUAGGUUAUUAAGCUUCAGAACCAACUCCUUUAAAAUUAGUCAGUAUCGCUAAACUUUAAUAGUAUCCUUUACGCAAUCUAAGUUUGUACGAACUAUGCAAGGAAGAAUCAAGUGUUUUUCUGUGUUUCAAAUGUUUCAUUCCCCACCUGCCCAACAACGUGUGCUUGGGAGCAACAUUAUAUGGGCCCGGUUAUAUGUAUGUAAUUCUAUCUGUUAAAUGUAUUAAAAGAAAGUCAUGUAAUGAAUUUGUAUAGCAUGAUUAGCGUUGAGUUUACGACGGUUCUAGUGCACUAGGAAAUCAGCUGUAAAUUAGAAACCUAAAUGAAAACAACGUUUGCUCGGUAAAGAAUUUGUUCUAGCGAUAUGAAGAAAAACCAGCAUUAUGCUGUAACAUAUUCUGUAAUCGGAUCGUAGGUCUCCCCUAACUUCUCUCUUUCUUUUUUUGCAUAGAUCUCUCCUUUAGUAUGCUCACACACGCACAGCAUAAGCGAAGCAGCAUAAUAUGGCAUACGUGGUUGAUUACAACGCGAGUCUAGGUUCUGUGAAAGCUGAUUAAAAUUAAAACAAUUAUCGCACUCAAUUGUGGAGAGACGAUGAAACAACAAAUCCGUUACAAAAUCAAUACCCGAAGUUUUAUGUAAAACACUACAAAACACGAUUCGUUACAAAUAUAUAAAUGUAUUCGAAAGCGUUGGUACGGAGUGUAACCACGCAAGCUGUCCACACAAAA
This is a messenger RNA of Anopheles funestus (African malaria mosquito), 3456 nucleotides long. It is a transcript of the gene DCP1, whose product is annotated as mRNA-decapping enzyme 1B. The record is from RefSeq and is a predicted model, not a curated record. Gene Ontology annotation, cellular component: P-body. NCBI's taxonomy places the organism in Eukaryota, Metazoa, Arthropoda, Insecta, Diptera, Culicidae. Gene Ontology annotation, molecular function: enzyme activator activity; mRNA binding. The transcript has a single exon. Gene Ontology annotation, biological process: positive regulation of catalytic activity; deadenylation-dependent decapping of nuclear-transcribed mRNA; deadenylation-independent decapping of nuclear-transcribed mRNA. Bases 502 to 2283 code for a protein of 593 amino acids.